UAUUAUUCAACAUAUGUAAACAAACUCAAUAUCGGAAGUCUUCUACCUUUCUACUUACUUCAAACUGAUAUCAAUUCAUUCGGUGAGGAUAUUCAAACCAACUCCCGUUAGCCAAUACUCGCCUUCGCAUUCCUGUCAUCAUGUCUACCGACCCAAAGAUUGAUCUGUCUCAGCAGCCAGCCCUCAGGACGAAGCUGGAGGAUCUGAGGCAUGAGGACCCUACGACCACCGAACCAAAGCCCGAUGCUAAGACUACCACCCCCAAUGUCACUGCUCCGGAGGCCGAAAAACCGAAGGUUAAAGAUCCGGCCCAUGAUGCCGAUCUGAUUACUCCUGUGGUGCCGGCCCAGGGGGCUGCUCCCGUACAGACACCUGCCGCUCCCACGGAGCCCAAAUGGCCUGACCUUUCCGAAGACCACCCCAUCUCCAAGUUCCGCCAAGCGCUUCCAGAUAUCCUGACGAAAUCCGGCUACACCGAGGUCUAUGGUAUCCACCUCUCCGCCGAUGAUAGCAGCGCAACCACGGUCUUCCACACGAACCUAAUCCUUCAGAAGUUCCUGCGAGCCAACGGGAACGACUUGGACAAGGCGAAGGAGCAACUCCUCGACACUUUGAAAUGGCGAAAGUCAUUCCAGCCGCAUCUACUUGUCAACGUGACGUUCGACGAGGAGAAGUUCGGUGGACUCGGGUAUAUCGUCCGACUGACUAGUCAGGACACCGGGGACGAGGUGGUCACGUUCAACGUGUACGGGGCGGUCAAGGACUUCAAGAAGACCUUCGGAGACACGGAAGAAUUCAUCCGCUGGCGCGUCGCCCUCAUGGAGCGCUCCAUCGCCGCCCUCCACCUCACGUCCGCCACCGAGCCCAUCCCCGACUACGGCCUCGGCGAAGACCCCUACUGCGGCAUCCAGGUGCACGACUAUCAGAACGUCUCCUUCCUCCGCCAAGACCCGCACGUCAAGACGGCCUCGCGCAAGAUCAUCGACCUCUUCUCGCGCGUCUACCCGGAGACAAUGUCCAAGAAGAUAUUCGCCAACGUCCCCUUCUACAUGGCCUGGAUGUUCAACGCCAUGCGCUUCCUGCCUGCCCAGACCUACGCGAAGCUCGAGGCCGUGACGGAUGGGAAGACGUUGAAGAAGAGCCUGGGCGGCGACGCGGUGGAUGCGCAGAUUCCGGCAGCGUAUGGGGGUUCGGCGGCGUCGUUGGAGGAGGUCGCGGAGAAGCCGAAGUUGGAGAAGGAAGGGAGCGACCUCAUCAUGAAGAUUUCAUCCGCGGUAAUGUCCGAGCCAGUCGACGGUCCUCCUGUGCAUGGCGGCAUUGCUGGCCUUGCUGGCACCCCUGCAGCUGACGCUUCGUCCGACACUCCGUCUCCUGUCAUCGCUUCUUCUCCCACUGCUUCUCCCGCCAUUGCUUCCUCUGCCAGUGCUCCCCCCGGCCCAGGGGCCACGACAGAUGGCGCCACCCCGACCGUGAUCGACGCUGCAGCGAGCGCCCAGGAGACGGAGCCCGCAACCACUCUCGCUGAGCAAGCCGCUCCUCCUCAGAAGGCGUAACUGGCUUCCUGCUACCACCGCGGUUCAAUAGGAGCGCCCGGUCCCCUCGCGUCUGGGACAACCGCAGUUUCGGCGGUCGGAUGCGGAACCGGAUCGAGGAGCUCAGGUGGAAGUUAUUUCCUUGGCGUUGGGCGGGUUAACUAUGAUGAUGUAGCGUACUAAAAAUACCCCUUACUGCAUUAUUUGGUCGUUGACGCGGGUUUCUCUGCUCACUACUUACGACAUAGAUGCCGGUACCUGGUACUCGGUCGCAAUACAAGCCGUAUUCUCACUCUUCCCGCGUUCUUAAUGACAGUUCUGCUUUGUCGUCAUCGACAUGGUUACUAUUCUUAUUUUUACCUACCAGUUUCGGCAAAUAGUAAAUUGAAU
Molecule: messenger RNA, 1922 nt
Organism: Eremomyces bilateralis CBS 781.70
Lineage: Eukaryota; Fungi; Ascomycota; Dothideomycetes; Eremomycetales; Eremomycetaceae
Product: CRAL/TRIO domain-containing protein
Exons: 2
Coding region: 141-1553 (470 amino acids)
Biological process (GO): regulation of exocytosis; Golgi to plasma membrane protein transport
Cellular component (GO): cortical endoplasmic reticulum; plasma membrane; cytosol
Molecular function (GO): phosphatidylinositol transfer activity
Source: RefSeq, a predicted model, not a curated record